CAUGAGAAAGUUAGUCAUAUAUUUUCUUACUAUGAAAUAUUUAGUUGUCGACGUAAAUUAACAUUUGAAUUGUUACAUCACAGGGUUUUGAUGAUAUUGAUAUGUAUGAGGUUGAAUACCAUAAUCCGAAAAAUGGAUGGGCAUAUAAAGAUUUUGAGGCAAAUAGUGUUCGAAUGAAAGAAUUGAGAGAACAACAAAGAGCUUUGCCAGAAGGCGUUGAUCGAAUGACCACAGAAGAAAUUUGCAUAACAGUUUUAGGGGAAAAUUCAUCAUAUGCUAAAUCGAAAGGUCUUAAUCGAAAAGUAUCUGGAGUUGAUGCUAUUUCAUCUUUUGAAGCUUCUAGCAGUCGAGCACGAUUAGAAGAAGAGUUGGCGAACACACAAUCUGAGUUGGCAAGUACGAAAGCUGAGAUGGCUAUUCAGAAAACUACUGUAGAAGCGGUAGUAAAAUUCAUGGAGCAGAUGACUGGCAAAAGCUUUGCUGAAAUUAUAAACGUACCUAAUUGUACACAAGAAUAUGAGUAGAAAUAUAUCAGAAUUAUGAGAGAGAGCGAACUAUGAAAGAGAGGGAAGAAACGAAAGAAAAGGGAAGGAAAAACAGGGUAGGUGGCAACGAAGAAUGAGACAUAAUCUCGGUGGAACUCUUCUGCCUAAAA
This is a messenger RNA of Erythranthe guttata (spotted monkey flower), 655 nucleotides long. The record is from RefSeq and is a predicted model, not a curated record. NCBI's taxonomy places the organism in Eukaryota, Viridiplantae, Streptophyta, Magnoliopsida, Lamiales, Phrymaceae.